AUGGCUUCCCUACCUAUCUUUGACUCUGUCUCUCGUUUCCUCCCGCUCACCAACGAGGAUGAGCAGUUCUGGUGGAGAUUGACUGGCCAGCAUAUGGCUCGCAUGAUGCAUGAGGCAGGCUACCCUGAAGACCGCCAGGUUGAAUGUCUCCUCUUCCAUCGCUUCAAGGUCGUUCCUUGCCUGGGCCCUCGACCACACUCCGACAUACCCUGGUAUAAAAGCCGUGUGGGCGGAGGAGCCGCAGAUGGCUGCCCGAUCAACUACAGUUGGCGAUUUGGCACUGCCGAUAGAAAGCCCCAUAUUCGCAAUUUUAUCGAGCCCCUUGGAACUCUGACGAACACUCCGGCCGAUCGACUCAACGAGGUGGCAACUAAAGCGCUCUUACAAGACUAUGCCAUGACACUGCCAAAUGUCGACCUGGAGCUGUUCUGGACGUUUGCGCCUCAUUACCGGCCGCGUAUUAUCGAAAAGGCAGACAUGGAAAAGCUCGCCGGGGCUUCGUUACUUGUUGGAGCAGAAAUGUCUCCAGACUCUCGUACCAUCGAUAUUAAGGCAUACAUGUAUCCUCGAGUCCCGUCACAAACCAGCCAGCUCCUCACCACAAUUCUCCCCCAAGCUAUGCGCGAUGCUUAUGGUGAGGACGUCUGCCUGGACAGCCUCAACCUUGUCCGUGACUUUAUGACAAGUGAUCCACAAGGAAGCCAACUUACUCUGACGGGCACCACCGGAAUUGAUUGCUGCAAACUCCAGGAUACGCGCGUGAAAAUUUAUGUUAUCACUCGCAACACUUCAUUCGACCACAUCUCCGCCAUAAUGACUCUGGGAGGCCGGCGGCCAAUCUCAAAAGAGCUCCUUAGCCAACUUCAGACACUCUGGUAUGAGCUCAAGGGCGCUCCGGCAGAGCUCCCCUCGUCUGAACAGCUGCCGGCUCAGACAAAACCGGAUGGUAGCAAAAAUCCCAUCGUCGUUCCCUUCUAUUUUGAUAUCCAGCCACGGCUUGCACUACCAGAUGUCAAGGCAUACAUCGAUGUGAGCACCAGCCCUGUAAGUGACCUCGCAGCAGCCAAGGCAGUGGUUCGCCAUUUGGAGCAUCAUGGUAGCGGGCAAAAUCCACAAGCGUACUUAAACGUCUUGCAGGAUAUCACCCCGGUUGAAGAGCUGGAAACUCAGAAAGGUGCUCUCGCGUUCUACUCGGUAGCUGUCAAGAAGAACGAGCUAGAUAUCACCUCUUACUUUAACCCACAGGUGUAUAAGCGUUAUUUCGCUCAUGAAGUGCAACUUAAUGGGCAGCGACGGAGUGCGUUUGAGUAG
This is a messenger RNA of Nannizzia gypsea CBS 118893, 1311 nucleotides long. RefSeq names its product dimethylallyl tryptophan synthase GliD1. Gene Ontology annotation, molecular function: prenyltransferase activity. The transcript has a single exon. The record is from RefSeq and is a predicted model, not a curated record. Lineage: Eukaryota; Fungi; Ascomycota; Eurotiomycetes; Onygenales; Arthrodermataceae. Gene Ontology annotation, biological process: alkaloid metabolic process. The coding region runs from base 1 to 1311 and encodes 436 amino acids.